Messenger RNA from Phytophthora sojae, 474 nucleotides. RefSeq lists its product as hypothetical. Bases 1 to 474 code for a protein of 157 amino acids. The transcript is spliced from 2 exons. The record is from RefSeq and is a predicted model, not a curated record. Lineage: Eukaryota; Oomycota; Peronosporomycetes; Peronosporales; Peronosporaceae.
AUGGACGACACGGACGGCAUGCCCAAGGCCCCCGACACGGACGGCACGGACAGCAUGCUCGGUGUCCUCCCCAAGCUCGGCUCAUUCAGCACGCCCGUGGUCCCCGACCAGCCCUGCGCGAGCAGCACGCUCGCGUACCCAGACCAUCACGGCACGGAUGGCAGACCCGCGGCCCCCGAUCCGCUCGACACGGACCCCAUGCCCGCGGACCCAAAGCACCCCCAAUACGGACGGCACGUCCACGGCUUUGAUCAAGCCCGGAAUGGACUGCAUGCUCGCGGACCAGUCCGGCCCGGAGCGGAUCUCAUGCACGCGGCCACCGAUCAGCCCGACUCGGGCUAUAUGCCGAUCCUCUACUACAUCGACUUGGACAGUACGCUUGCAGUCCCCGCCAAGCCCGAUACGGAGUGCACGUUCGUGGCGAUCGACAACUUCGACAACUUUGACACUGACGGCACGCCCGCGCCCCUCUAG